CUUUCAAGUAGAAACAUUUCCUACUUUGAGAAAGGAAUAAUUAAUAUCAUCAUGAAGCUACUAGUUUUUGUGUUGGCCGUAUUAUGUGCUGUCACCUACACAAGCGCUGACUUGUCAGGAAAAACAUCGUCAGUUCUUUCAUCACAUGAAUUGCGUUUUCCUCGCCAAACUAACCUACCCAACUUGCAAAUCGAGGAGCCAAAAAAAGGUUCGAUAACGUUUCAAAGAACGCAGCCUCUGAGUGGCUCACAACGUCAAUCAACUUGGAAUCUCAACGCAAAUGCCAAUGUUUUUAACAAAGAUCACACAACAGCGGAUGUUUAUGGUGGAUUGAGUAAAGUACCUGGACAACGAGUCCAGCCAUACUUUGGCAUCCAAGCUGAAAAGAAUUUCGGCAAAAAUGGCUUCAUCAGAAGUCAUACUGAAUUUCAACAAGGUCCACAAGGUCAUAGAUUCUCUCCUUCAGUUGGUAUAACUGGUGGAUUUCGAUUCAAGAGAGAAGCCGAACCCCAAGGAUCAAUAAGCUUUCAAGGAACGCAACCUCUGAGCGGUCCAAUGCGUCAACCUACCUGGGAUCUCAACGUUAAUCGUAACAUCGUGAACAAUGACCGCACAACCGCGGACGUUUAUGGAGGAUUGAGUAAAAUACCUGGACAACGAGUGCAACCGCACGUCGGCAUCCAGGCGGAGAGGAAUUUUGGCAAUAAUGGUUUUAUCAGAGGUCAUGGUCAACUUCAGCCAGGUCCAAGAGGUCACGGAGUCUCUCCUUCAGUUGGUAUAACUGGUGGAUUUCGAUUCAAAAGAGAAGCCGAACCCCAAGGGUCAAUAAGCUUUCAAGGAACGCAACCUCUGAGCGGUCCAAUGCGUCAACCUACCUGGGAUCUCAACGUUAAUCGUAACAUCGUGAACAAUGGCCGCACAACCGCGGACGUUUAUGGAGGAUUGAGUAAAAUACCUGGACAACGAGUGCAACCGCACGUCGGCAUCCAGGCGGAGAGGAAUUUUGGCAAUAAUGGUUUUAUCAGAGGUCAUGGUCAACUUCAGCCAGGUCCAAGAGGUCACGGAGUCUCUCCUUCAGUUGGUAUAACUGGUGGAUUUCGAUUCAAAAGAGAAGCCGAACCCCAAGGGUCAAUAAGCUUUCAAGGAACGCAACCUCUGAGCGGUCCAAUGCGUCAACCUACCUGGGAUCUCAACGUUAAUCGUAACAUCGUGAACAAUGGCCGCACAACCGCGGACGUUUAUGGAGGAUUGAGUAAAAUACCUGGACAACGAGUGCAACCGCACGUCGGCAUCCAGGCGGAGAGGAAUUUUGGCAAUAAUGGUUUUAUCAGAGGUCAUGGUCAACUUCAGCCAGGUCCAAGAAGUCACGGAGUCUCUCCUUCAGUUGGUAUAACUGGUGGAUUUCGAUUCAAAAGAGAAGCCGAACCCCAAGGGUCAAUAAGCUUUCAAGGAACGCAACCUCUGAGCGGUCCAAUGCGUCAACCUACCUGGGAUCUCAACGUUAAUCGUAACAUCAUGAACAAUGGCCGCACAACCGCAGAUGUCUACGGAGGAUUGAAUAAAGUACCUGGACAACGAGUGCAACCGCACAUCGGCAUUCAGGCGGAAAGAAAUUUUGGCAAUAAUGGUUUCAUUAGAGGUCAUGGUCAACUUCAGCCGGGUCUAAGAGGUCACGGUGUCUCUCCUUCGAUUGGUAUUACAGGUGGUUUUCGAUUUAAAAGAGAAGCCGAAGAUACUGAUGAGAUAGAGCCCACCGAAAAGUAUUAAAAAAAUUUUGAGUUAACAUUUAAAUGACU
Molecule: messenger RNA, 1796 nt
Organism: Atta colombica
Lineage: Eukaryota; Metazoa; Arthropoda; Insecta; Hymenoptera; Formicidae
Exons: 2
Coding region: 52-1767 (571 amino acids)
Source: RefSeq, a predicted model, not a curated record